AUGUAUCUCUUGAAGCCCCUUCUCGCAACGUGGGCAUGCUUGGCCCAGGUCAGUUUCGCAGGGGUCGUCGCGUUCACCAAGUGGCCGACAACCGUGUAUACUGGCCGGCCCGCGACCAUGAGCUGGAUUGGUGACCCAAAUGCGGUAAGGGCUACACCAUUCUCCAAGUUGCCCAGUGCUAACAUUAGCAAGCCUGCAACAAUCACCUUGCGUCAAGGUCCGGCAAACAAUCUCAAGACACUCAAAGUUCUCACGACUCAGGCCGGUGGGGGUUCCUUCACAUGGGUGCCCGAAGAGUCUCUCCCCGAAGGCUCAGACUACGCCUUGCAAAUCGAACAGAACGGCAGUAUAAAUUAUUCUGGCCUCGUGAAGCUUGCUCAUCAGCCUGGCAAAGAGUCUCCGCCCUCAGCAUCCAAGAAGGCGCCGCUCCCCUCAGAUAGUGCUCCUCCGCCCCUUGGUGGCACGGGGAAUGGUGUUCAGAGAGGGAACAACGGCUAUAUCCCGGUCCUGAACAGCACUUCUCACCGAAUUAACAUGACGACCUCAAGCAAGAGCACGACCUCUUCGACAUCGAGCGACGGCACCUCUUUCAGAUAUGUCUCUCCUGAGGUGCUCCUCGGUGGCUUGGCUGUCAUCAUCUAUUUUGCCGCCUGA
Molecule: messenger RNA, 654 nt
Organism: Aspergillus calidoustus
Lineage: Eukaryota; Fungi; Ascomycota; Eurotiomycetes; Eurotiales; Aspergillaceae
Source: the annotation of a GenBank genome assembly